AUGGCGAGCUGGCGGCAAAGCAUGGCUGCCCUGACGCGGAUGGUGAAGGAGGCCGCCGCCGCUGAGCUGCCGGAGUUCCACGCGGAGCUGCUGGCGGUGCUGCAGCUGGUGAAGAGCCGCAUGGACCAGUCCCAAACCGCCGAAGCCCACAGCGCCGAGCGCGGGCCCGCCGCGAAGCGGCGGCGGCAGAAGGGGCCGCCGGUGACGCCGCUGGACGCUGAGGAUCUCUACGGUACGUCGGGGCUGGACGAUUUGGAAGGCCUAAUUGCCCAAGCCGCCGCUGAGAAUUUGGACGGAGACUUCUCUAUGGCGGGUAAAGCUUCGCUGUCCGCCUCUGAUGAUGAGAAAGCGCUUGCUGCCUCUCAUGAGGAGAAAGCGCUUGUUGCCUCUGAUGAGGAGAAAGCGCUUGUUGCCUCUGAUGAGGAGAAAGCGCUUGUUGCCUCUGACGAGGAGAAAGCGCUUGUUGCCUCUGAUGAGGAGAAAGCGCUUGUUGCCUCUGACGAGGAGACGGGUUGGGUGUUUCUGCCAAGAAUGAGUGGUAGCCAAUCAACAGGCGCUUCCCCUUUGCAGGCCCUCGCUCCCUGA
This is a messenger RNA of Effrenium voratum, 585 nucleotides long. The record is from the annotation of a GenBank genome assembly. Lineage: Eukaryota; Dinophyceae; Suessiales; Symbiodiniaceae.